AUGUAAACAGAACUGCUGUCACUGGAUCCAGAAAUAAAGACAAUAUCUACCAAACGAAGCGGUUUUAAAAGAUAUUUUGCUUUUUAUGCACAUCGAGGGACAUUUCUAUGAGAAACUGGUGAAUAUUCUAAUAAAGGUUUUCCAGGGACAGGAGUGACACCGUCCUGCGAUGUUCGCAGACAUGGACUAUGAAUUGGAGGAGGACAAACUGGGGAUACCAACAGUACCUGGUACUGUGUGUCUGAAGAAAGACACUAAUAACCUUAUUGGGAUCAGCAUUGGUGGUGGGGCACAGUACUGUCCUUGUCUCUACAUUGUCCAGGUCUUUGAUAACACCCCAGCCGCUCUGGAUGGGACACUGGCAGCAGGCGAUGAAAUCACAGGCGUGAAUGGGAAACCAGUCAAGGGGAAGACUAAAGUGGAAGUGGCCAAGAUGAUUCAAGCUGUCCAGGGAGAAGCAACAAUCCACUACAACAAACUGCAGGCAGACCCGAAACAGGGGAAGUCUCUGGAUAUAGUGCUGAAAAAAGUCAAACAUCGGCUGGUAGAGAAUAUGAGCUCCGGCACAGCAGAUGCUCUCGGACUCAGCAGAGCUAUUCUCUGCAACGAUGGACUCGUCAAAAGACUGGAAGAGCUGGAGAAAACGGCAGAGCUCUACAAAGGACUGAUGGAGCACACAAAGAGGCUGCUGCGAGCUUUCUUUGAGCUCUCUCAAACUCACAGAGCGUUUGGGGAUGUGUUUUCUGUCAUCGGGGUACGAGAGCCCCAAGCUGCCGCCAGCGAGGCUUUUGUGAAGUUUGCUGAUGCUCACCGCAACAUUGAGAAAUAUGGCAUUCAGCUGCUGAAGACCAUCAAACCUAUGCUCCACGAUCUGAACACCUACCUUCACAAAGCCAUUCCAGACACGAAGCUCACCAUCCGCAAGUACCUGGAUGUAAAGUUUGAGUAUCUGUCGUACUGCCUGAAGGUGAAGGAAAUGGAUGAUGAAGAGUACAGCAGUAUUGCCAUGGGCGAGCCCCUGUAUCGUGUCAGCACCGGUAACUAUGAGUACCGCCUGGUGCUGCGCUGCCGGCAGGAGGCUCGAGCCCGCUUCGCCAAAAUGAGGAAGGACGUUCUGGAGAAGAUAGAGCUGCUCGAUCAGAAACAUGUCCAGGACAUCGUGUUCCAGCUGCAGCGCUUCGUCUCGGGCAUGUCGCAUUACUAUGACGAGUGCUACGCCGUCCUGAAGGAGGCCGACGUCUUCCCCAUCGAAGUGGACCUCUCCCGCACCAUGAUCAACUACAGCAGCCAGUCGCUCUCCUCCUAUGCUGGAGAUGAGGAGGACGAGGAGGAGGGAAGAGGAGGAGAGGAAGGAGGAAGCAGCGCAGGCAUACAAGCAGAGAACGGCGCUGAGAAACUGAUCGAUGACGAAUGAGAGUGUGUGCGUGUGUGGAUGACACUAAUGUCACAAAAGUGGAAAAACUACUGAAAAUUGAUGCUGUAUGUUGGUGUUUCGGUGGCGUUUCCUUGCCGGGAUUCUCUAAAAUCAGCAGCUUUGUUAUUAUUUUACUGUAAAAAAAUGUUGACUGCCAGCUUUGAUGUUUCUCUCCUCCACAAUUAAGGUCAUUGCUUAAUGGUGGAGAGAGACACAACUAACAGAAGUCACCUUUAUUUUGAUCUGAAUGUUGUGGAUGGGUUUUAAUGUGGCAGAGUGGGGAUUAUAUGCAUACAUGGUGUGCCUUCUUAGCUCUUAAUGAAGUUUAAUGGCUGUGUGUCAGUGUGUGUAUUCUGAUUGAGUUGAUAUGUACUUUUUUCUGUGCUACGAACUUGUCAUGUUUUGGACAGGCAUUUAUUUAGCUACUUAAAAUGUUAUUUGAUGGAUAAAUGUGGACUGCGUGAAGGUGUUUUUUUGGCCUGCAGUUGACGAUCAUUUUCCUUAUCAAUUAAUCUACUGAUUAUGUUCACGAUUAAUCGAAAAAUGCUCAUUAAUCAUCAAUUUCCCAGACCCCAAAGUGAUCAGCUGACCAAAAACAGGCCAAAACCCAAAGACUCUUUGUUUUCUAUCAUAAAUGACAAAGGAAAGCAGCAAAUCUUUACAUUUAAGAAGCUUGAACCAGCAAAUCAGUUAUCAAAAUGACUAUUAAUUUUCUUCCGAACCUAUUGAUCAACUCAUCAUUGCAGCUCUAGUGUUGUUGAAGAUGAUGACAGACACCCUCAUGUAGCUAUUACACUCCUUUCAUUCCUUGUUUCUUUUUCUUUUUCUUAGUUAGUUGUCCCACGAGGGAGGGCUCGCAUUUGAUACACAAAAUCUUGUUCUGUUUUUUAAGAUCGAUUUAAUCUGUUUCACCUGCGCAUGUGUGCUUCAGGUUAAAAGGUGUUAUUUUCUUGUCACAGUGGCCUGCAUUGCUCGCUUCCCCUCAGCAGCAUGUUUUUUCACCCCAGCAGUCUGGCAGUGUUUGUGUGGAGGAUGAGGAAGCUAAUGGACACACACAGCCUCACAGAGCUUUACCACUGUGUGGAAACAGUUAGAAAAAUGCAUGUUAAUAGGUAUGUACAAAGGGAAAGCUUGUAAAAACUCUGGUUGUAUUGUCAUUCCUACUUUAUUUAUUCUUUUUGUCUAAAUAUAUAUGUAUAUAAAUAUAUAAGUUUUAUUGAGCCAGAUUGAUACUAUAUUAUAGAAAAUAUAUUUAUUGUCUUAGGGGAUGACAUGAUUUACUGUAGGAACAUUCACUUGGGGGCAGCAUCACAUCAGACCACGCUGUCCAGCAGUCAGUGAAUAGACUGAAAAACAUUUUUUCGUGUAUUUUGUUUUUCUGCAGAACUGGAAUGUAAUGAACCAGAAGGACUUACUGUAUGUUGUUUUUUCUUCAGUUCAUAGACACCUUCAGUGUACUGGCUAAAAUGAUUAUUUCAAUGAUUAUUAUAUUGACUAUGAUAUUAAAAAAUUACCACAAA
Chelmon rostratus (copperband butterflyfish) is the source of this 2934-nucleotide messenger RNA. RefSeq names its product protein interacting with prkca 1 (gene pick1). Gene Ontology annotation, biological process: positive regulation of receptor internalization; regulation of Arp2/3 complex-mediated actin nucleation; intracellular protein transport. Gene Ontology annotation, cellular component: neuron projection; postsynaptic early endosome; postsynaptic density. The record is from RefSeq and is a predicted model, not a curated record. The coding region runs from base 170 to 1414 and encodes 414 amino acids. NCBI's taxonomy places the organism in Eukaryota, Metazoa, Chordata, Actinopteri, Chaetodontiformes, Chaetodontidae. The transcript is spliced from 13 exons. Gene Ontology annotation, molecular function: phospholipid binding; protein kinase C binding; protein domain specific binding.